ACUUCAUUUUAUGAUUUGCUUUAACCAAGUUGACUUUAUUUAUUUUUCAUUUUGACUUUCAUAGUUGCCAUUUGUAAACAGAAGUGACAAUGAAAACCAUUGAGUUGAUUACCUACAAUUGUUUCAUCUUCCUAACACUGUUAAUUGUUUCAACUGAUUCACAAUUAUUUUCCGUUCUUGCUUUAGCAACAUUGGCCAAGGUGCUUCGACCCAGACCCAAGUAUCGUCCACCAAUCUAUUAUGACCCAAUGGCUCAAUCAAGUUCUCAUGGAUCUCCAAUCAUGAUGAGACCACCGAUCAUAGCUCAAUCAGCUCCACAAUUAGUUCAACAACCAAUUGUUCAGUCGAUCCAACAACCAUUUACACAGUCAGUGCCUUUAGCACCAUCUAAACGAGGCUUUGGUUAUCCAGUUAACCAACAAAGUUCAUCAAAUGAAGCUGAUGUUUGGACACAGAAUCAGCAAAGUUUAAACAAUCAAAACAUUCCUAAUUUUUCGUCUUCUCAAUCGUCAAAUGGCUUGCAACUGGCCAAUCUUGGGUCAUCUUUAAGCUCCAAUAAUUUAAUUUUAACUGCAAAACCUCAAGUAUUUCCUGUCUUUAAAUUUGUUCCAGUUGACAGUCAACCAAAUAAUCGAGUCAAAAAAGGUUAAUUUGUUUUCUAAAAAUUAUUUUUCAUGUAAAAUC
Molecule: messenger RNA, 684 nt
Organism: Tetranychus urticae (two-spotted spider mite)
Lineage: Eukaryota; Metazoa; Arthropoda; Arachnida; Trombidiformes; Tetranychidae
Source: RefSeq, a predicted model, not a curated record